This is a messenger RNA of Trichechus manatus latirostris (Florida manatee), 4149 nucleotides long. RefSeq names its product ATPase phospholipid transporting 8B3 (gene ATP8B3). Lineage: Eukaryota; Metazoa; Chordata; Mammalia; Sirenia; Trichechidae. The coding region runs from base 1 to 4149 and encodes 1382 amino acids. Gene Ontology annotation, biological process: Golgi organization; phospholipid translocation. The transcript has 31 exons. The record is from RefSeq and is a predicted model, not a curated record. Gene Ontology annotation, cellular component: plasma membrane; trans-Golgi network. Gene Ontology annotation, molecular function: magnesium ion binding; ATP hydrolysis activity; ATPase-coupled intramembrane lipid carrier activity.
AUGGGGGAGGAGGGCGGAGGAGGGGCCCACCAGAGCAGCCAGGUCCAGCCUGGAGGGCCAGGGACAUCUGAAUUGAGACCAGCAGGCUCCACCAGCAUGAACAGCCUCAACUACCAAGACAUUUUCAAAGAAGACGAGAACUCAGCACUCACUUGGGAGGUGAAGGCCAACGACCGGUACUACCACUGGCAGUUCAAGGAGAAGGUCUUCCUGUGCUGCCAAAAGAAGAGGUACAAGACCAACAUUAUUCACACGGCCAAGUAUAACGUCUUCACCUUCCUGCCGCUGAACCUGUAUGAGCAAUUCCACCGCGUGUCCAACCUCUACUUCCUCCUUAUCAUCAUCCUACAGGGAAUCCCAGAGAUCUCCACGCUGCCCUGGUUCACGCUCUUUGCCCCGCUGGUCUGCCUGCUCAUUAUCCGCGCUGCACGCGACCUGGUGGAUGACAUCGGGCGGCACAGGAGUGACACUGCCGUCAACAACAGGCCCUGCCAGAUCCUAGUGGGGAAGAGAUUCCUGUGGAAGAAAUGGAAGGACCUGUGUGUGGGGGACGUGGUCUGCCUGCAGAAGGACAGCAUCGUCCCGGCCGACAUGCUACUGCUUGCCAGCACUGAGCCCAGCAGCCUGUGCUACGUGGAGACAGCCGACGUCGACGGGGAGACCAACCUGAAGUUCAGACAAGCCCUGGCGGUCACCCACCACGAGCUGAACAAUACAAGGAAGAUGGCCACCUUCCAAGGCAAGGUGGUCUGCGAAAAGCCCAACAGCCGGAUGCACAAUUUUGUGGGGUCCCUGGAGUGGAAGGGCAAGAAAUACCCCCUCGACAGCGGCAACAUCCUCCUGCGUGGCUGCAAGAUCCGCAACACGGAUGCCUGCUACGGACUGGUCAUCUACGCCGACGGAUGGAUGGCUCUCUGUUUCGACACAAAGAUCAUGAAGAACUGUGGCAAAAUCCACCUGAAGAGAACGAAGCUGGACCACCUGGUGAAUAGGCUGGUGAUCAUGAUCUUUCUGUUCUUGCUGCUGGUCUCCAUGGGCUUGGCCCUGGGCUUCAGGUACAAGAUCAAGGAAUUCAGGACCAAACACUACUACAUCUCGUCCAACUACAAGCGCACCGACACCAUGGAAUCCUUCUUCACCUUCUGGGGCUUCCUCAUCCUGCUCAGUGUCAUGGUCCCGAUGGCCCUGUUUAUCAUCGCCGAGUUCAUCUACCUGGGGAACAGCAUCUUCAUCAACUGGGACACGCAGAUGUACUACGCACCUCUAGACACGCCCGCCAAGGCCCGCAGCACCAGCCUCAACGACCAGCUGGGCCAGGUGGAGUACAUCUUCUCGGACAAGACGGGCACACUCACCCAGAACAUCAUGACCUUCAAGAAGUGUUGCAUCAAUGGCCACAUCUACGGGCCAGACAAUGAAGACACCCUGCCUAAGGUGAAUCCCUACCUGUGGAACGAGUUUGCAGAUGGGAAGCUUCUGUUCCACAACAAGGAGCUGCUGUCGGCCGUGCGGGCCAAGAAGGACAAGGUUGUGCAGGAGUUCUGGCGCCUGCUGGCUCUGUGCCACACCGUCAUGGUGCGGGAGCAGAACAGUGAGUCCCCCGACCAGCUCUUGUACCAGGCGGCUUCCCCCGACGAGGAGGCGCUGGUCACGGCCGCCCGGAACUUCGGCUACGUGUUCCUGUCGCGCACACAGGACACCAUCACCGUGGUGGAGCUGGGGCAAGAGCGCGUCUACGAGGUGUUGGCCAUGAUGGACUUCAACAGCGUCCGCAAGCGGAUGUCGGUGCUGGUCCGCAACCCCGAGGGCUCCAUCUGCCUCUACACCAAGGGCGCUGACAUGGUCCUCUUCCAGCGGCUGUCCAAGAGAGACGUGACAGAGACCGCCACGGAGGAGGCCUUGGCCGCCUUCGCGGAACAGACCCUGCGGACGCUGUGCCUGGCCUACAAGGAGGUGGACAAGGACGCAUACGAGGCCUGGAGCCUGCGGCACCAGGAAGCCAACCUCCUGCUGCAGAACCGGGCGCAGGCCCUGCACCAGCUGUAUGAGGAGAUGGAGCAGAACCUCCAGCUGCUGGGAGCCACCGCCAUUGAGGACAGACUGCAGGACGGUGUUCCGGACACCAUUAGGUGCCUCAAGAACGGGAACAUCAAAGUGUGGGUGCUGACGGGGGACAAGCUAGAGACGGCGGUGAACAUCGGUUUUGCCUGCCAACUUCUCUCAGAGGACAUGAUCAUUCUGGAGGAGAAAGAAAUAGUCCACAUGCUGGAGGGUUACUGGGACAGCAACAACAGCCUGCAGAACGGGAAGGGCCGCUUCUUGCAGCAGGUCCAGACGGCCAUGGUCAUCACAGGGGACUUCCUGGACCAGCUGAUGAUCCCAUCCUCGAAGGACAAGUCGAAGACCCUGCACGAGAACGUGCUGGCCGAAAAGGCCUGGCAGGAGCCUAACCAGCAGCAGGAGGCCUCGCCAACCUGGCGGCUGCCUCAGAUGUGGCGCUCCUUCGUGGAGCAGCUGGGGGGUAUGCGGGAGACCCUGCGGUUGAGGGGUGCCAAGCCCCACGAGAGCCCCGAGGUGAGGCGCGAGCGGGCCUUCGUGGACCUGGCGGUGCACUGCCAGGCGGUCAUCUGCUGCCGGGUGACGCCCAAGCAGAAGGCUUUGAUCGUGACGCUCAUCCGGAAACACCAGGGCGUCGUGACCUUGGCCAUUGGGGACGGCGCCAACGACGUGAACAUGAUCAAGACGGCGGACAUCGGCGUGGGCCUGGUGGGCCAGGAGGGCAUGCAGGCGGUGCAGAACAGCGACUACGUGCUGGCCCAGUUCUGCUUCCUGCAGCGCCUCCUGCUGGUGCACGGGCGCUGGUCCUACAUGCGUGUCUGCAAGUUUCUGCGCUACUUCAUCUACAAGACGCUGGCGAGCAUGAUGGCCCAGAUCUGGUUCGCCUUCUACAGUGGCUUCACCGCCCAGCCUCUGUAUGAAGGUUGGUUCUUGGCGCUCUUCAACCUCCUGUACUCCACCCUCCCCGUACUCUACAUCGGCCUCUUUGAGCAGGAUGUGAGUGCCAAGAAGAGCCUACAGAUGCCGGAGCUGUACAUUGCAGGGCAGAAGGAGGAGCUCUUCAACUACUGGGUCUUCUUCCAAGCCCUGGCCCAUGGCAUGGCCACCUCCCUCAUCAACUUCUUUGUGACCCUGGUAGCCUGUCAUGACAACGGGGGGCCCUUCAGCUUCAGUGACUACCAGUCCUUUGGUGUCAUUUUGGCCCUGUCGGGCCUGCUGUCCGUCACCAUGGAGGUGAUCCUGAUCAUCAAGUACUGGACCAUCCUGACUGUGCUGGCCAUCCUCCUGAGCCUCUCCUGCUACGCCAUCAUAACCUGUGCCUCUCAGAGUUUGUGGCUCUUUAAGACUUCGCCCCGGACCUUCCCGUUCCUGUAUGCCGACCGCAACGUGCUGUCCCAGCCCUUCGCCCUGCUGGUGAUCCUGCUGAAUGUGUCACUCAACACCGUGUCUGUCCUGGCCUUCCGCAUCAUAUACCAAAUUGUCAAGAAGCCACGCCCCAAGGUGGAGGAGGUCCCAAGUGAGGAAAUCAUGGUAGAGCCUAUUCAGUAUUUACAGCGUGAAUCACGCGCCCGGCGCUCCAGCUAUGCCUUUUCCCAUCGUGAGGGCUACGCAAACCUCAUCACUCAGGGCACCAUCAUGCGGAGGGCACGGGACACCAACAGCGAGCUGCUGAAUGAUGACCAGCCCCCAUCUGAAGAUGAGAUUCCCCCGAGCUUCAGGGAUCCAACCUGGCAUCCCAGGAGGCUGUCAUUCCUGGUGAAGAGGAAGCAGCAGCAAAGGGAGAAGAUAUCCUCUGAGGGGAUGUGCCCUGUCACCAUGGACACUUCAAUCUUAACUGUAGAAAGACAAGUCCCUUCUGAUUUGGGAAGCCAAUCAAAGUCACGCAUUACCACGAGAAAGGAGACAGAACCAAAACCAGACAUCCCACCAUCACCUACUGAAGAAUCAUUCGUAACUGAGCAGCCCAUGGAGGUUGAACCCUGGACCUUGGAGAGGCAGCCGUCAUCCAUGGAGUGGCUGUCAGUCACCAUCGAGGACCAAUUCCAGCCUGCAAUGGCAGAGCAGCCACCCCCUCCUCCAGAGAAGGAGUAA